Molecule: messenger RNA, 2229 nt
Organism: Paramuricea clavata
Lineage: Eukaryota; Metazoa; Cnidaria; Anthozoa; Malacalcyonacea; Plexauridae
Source: the annotation of a GenBank genome assembly
AUGGCAACGAUCCAGAAGGUGGAUGUAAAGAAACUCCCAGGUGAAAGAACAUUCCUUAACCUUGCACAUGUGCUACUGAGACGCAUAGUUAAUCUGGCAAGAGGGAAUGGAUCGAAUGAAAUUCACUUCGUUGCAGACACCUACAGAGACCAGUCGAUAAAAAAUGCAGAAAGGGCUAAAAGGGCUGUUGGGGGUUCGCAGGUGAUACGCGUCUAUGGGCAGGCAAUUCCACUGCAAUGGAAGAAGUUUCUCUCGUGUGGUAAAAACAAGGAAGCGCUGCUCCAGUACUUGUAUGACACAUGGAAGACAGUGAAGAUGUGCGACGUCCAUGGUAUAAAGGUCUAUUAUGCCCAUGGAAGCAAGUGUGAUAUAUUCUAUGCAAUACCCGGUAACACAGCAGAUCAGAUUGUUGAAGUCCAUGAAGUACUGGAAUUGAAUUCCACACAAGAAGAAGCCGAUACAAGGUUGUAUCUUCAUGCAGCUUAUGCAGCCAAAACCUGCUCAGAUGUCAUCAUAGUGAGUCCUGACACUGAUGUUCGUGUUAUCGGGGUAUCGUUGCAACCACUGAUUGCUGCCCAUCUGUAUUUUCAUACUGGAAAGGGAGCUGAUCUUCGAACAAUUGAUAUCAAAACCAUUCAUGAAAGCAUUGGUGAUGACGUCAGGCAGUCUUUGAUAGGACUGCAUUGUUUCAACGGGUGUGAUAGUGUGAGUGCCUUCUACGGAAGAGGGAAGACGAAAGCCUUCAACUUACUCCUCAAUGACAAGAACUUGUGCUCUGCAUUCAAAGAUCUUGGAGAACGAUUUGAUUUUCUGCCAGAGAUGGUAGUGCUGGUGGAGAAGUUUGUGUGCAAAUUGUAUGGGCAACAUGAUGUUGAACCACGGGCUUUAGGACAAAUUCAAUUCGACAACAAUAGUAUUCUAUCUAAAUAGCAGUUAAAAUAAAGUGUACGGCACCUGAACUGUUCAAUAUCUUGCUUCUGUAUCCAUAAAACAUUUACAUAUAUGCAAAUGCUCUAUAUUUUCAAAAUACGCCAUAUUUAUUUACAUUAGAACCAAAGCUUUCGCCGUUUUGCGGUUCACACGAAAUAUUACGUCAGUGAUUUUCACUAAUGAUAAGAGGGUAGGAUCAUCCAAUUGUUCAAUCGUUUGAAGCGCGAGGAAACCAUGCUUCCAUAUAUGGCACAAACGUGUCCCCAACUUCCUUAUAUUGGCACAAACGUGUCCCCAAAAUUAUUUUAUCGAAGCCGUUAUGAUGUCAUAAGAUUCCUCCCGCUCGGAACGAUUUGAAUAGGUCACGUGGUACAGAAUCCAGACAGCUGAUUGGGUUAGCGAGUGACAACGCCCACUUUAAUCCUACCUUCUUAUUAUUAGUGAAAAUCACCGACGUUAAUAUUACGUGUGAACCGCGAAAGCUUGGGUUCUAAAUUCUAAUGUAAAUAAAUAUGGCGGAUUUUGAAAAUAUACAGCAUUUGCAUAUAUGCAAAUGUUUUAUGGAUAUAGAAGCAAGAUAUUGAACAGUUCAGGUGCCGUACACUUUAUUUUAACUGCUAUUUAGAUAGAAUACUAUUGUUGUCGAAUUGAAUUUGUCCUAAAGCCCGUGGUUGAACAGGUCAACGUAGCCAGGUACAACAUGUUCCGCUUAGCACGAAAGUCCGAAAAUGCCAUGCCACCCAACCAAGAUGCACUGACGCAGCAUAUCAAGAGAGCAAAUUACCAAGCAGGUAAUUUAAUCAUGGUGAAGCUGAAAUGAGAACUGUCAUAUUAAUUUCGCAUGUGUGAAAUAGUAAUUACGUUGUUGUGAAUGCUGCUUUGCACGUGUAGAAUAUAGGUAUACUUGUAUGAAACAACUUCAAGAAAACUUUCAUCUUUCAUACAAUUUUUACAGGUAUCUUCAAGCGAAGCAUGCAGGCAACACCAGAUGUACCCUCUCCCCAACACCAUGGCUGGAAGAGAGAAGAUGGCAAUCUUGUGGUAGACUGGAUGACUCUGCCUCCUGCUCCAGAUAGUGUUAUGGAACUUGCCCACUGCACUAGUAGUUGCAAGAAAAGUAGCUGCAGCGAUGCGAGUAAAUGUACUUGUCUAGAGAACAAUGUACCCUGCACAGAUUUGUGCAAUUGUGCUAGAAAGACCUGUAGUAACAUUGCAGGGCAAGCCAGUUUUGAAGAUGACGAGGAAGAUGAUGAUGAUGAUCAUGAGGCGGCGGAGUUGACAUCGAAGAGGACUAACUAA